Messenger RNA from Fusarium venenatum, 1248 nucleotides. Lineage: Eukaryota; Fungi; Ascomycota; Sordariomycetes; Hypocreales; Nectriaceae. The record is from RefSeq and is a predicted model, not a curated record.
AUGAAGCUUAACGCACUACUGGCUCUCGCAGCUAUUCCUGCCAUACAAGCUGCUCAGCUUGCCUUUCCCGGGGCUGAAGGCUUUGGUAGGAAUGCUGUUGGUGGCCGUCAAGGUGAGGUUUACAAGGUAACAAACCUCAAUGAUAAGGGUGAGGGAUCGCUUCGAGACGCAGUAUCACAGCCCAACCGAAUCGUUGUGUUUGAUGUCGGUGGUAUUAUCAAGAUUUCUGAGCGUAUCGUCGUAUCGAAGAAUAUCUACAUCGCUGGCCAAACUGCUCCUGGUGAUGGUAUCAUUGUCUAUGGAAAUGGCUGGUCCCUGUCUAAUGCUAACGAUUCCAUCGUACGAUAUAUCACCAUCCGCAUGGGCAGAGGCGGAACUUCAGGCAAAGAUGCCAUUGGUAUCGCUGACGGCAAGAACAUCAUUCUCGACCAUGUCAGUGUCUCGUGGGGUCGUGACGAGACUUUCUCCAUCAACGGUGACGUUACAAACGUCACUAUCCAGGAUAGCAUCAUUGCUCAGGGCCUUGUCUCCCAUUCUUGUGGCGGCUUAAUGCAGACUGAUGGCGGAGUUAGCUUAUUCCGCAACUUGUACAUUGAUAAUAAGACUCGAAACCCUAAAGUCAAGGGUGUUAAUGAUUUUCAGAAUAAUAUUAUCUACAAUUGGGGAGGCGGAGGUGGUUACAUCGCUGGAGGUAGCGAGGCUGACAGUUAUGUUAACAUUGUUAACAACUACUUCAUCUCUGGUCCCGAAACCAGCGUUACUGCCUUUACACGAGGCAACAAGUACUUCCACGCUUAUGUGAAGGAUAACUUUUAUGAUUCCAACCGCAAUGGAAAGCUCGAUGGUGCUGCACUUUGCGAGAAGACAACCUGCUACUCUGAUAUGGACCUUGUCACGACCCAACAUGAGUACCCUGCCCCUGCCAAACUCCUUACGGCCGAGCAAGCAGUCGAGGCCGUCCUCACUGGUGUGGGUAACUCGCUGCACAGAGACAGCGUUGACACAUCCCUCAUUAAUGAGGUCAAGUCGUAUGGCAAGACCGGCAAGUUAAUCUCUAACGAGAACGAUAUUGGUGGCGUUGGAGAGAUCGCUGGUGGUGACGCCCCCAAAGACUCGGAUGGUGACGGCAUUCCCGACGAGUGGGAGACUGCAAAUGGCCUCAACCCCAAGGAUGCUUCGGAUGGCAUGAAGAUUGCGUCAAACGGAUACGCAAACCUUGAGAACUACAUCAAUUCUCUUGUGAAAUAG